AUGUGCAUUCCAAUCUCGCUUCUACCACGACCCCUCUACCGAAUCUCGUUCACAUGCACGCCAAACAUGCCGGUUGUGAAGCCAAAUUGGGGACCAAUUCCGACUCGUGAUAUCUCAAUAAAAUGUUCACAAAUGUCGGAUGAGGGGUUGUGCAGCGGCGCUUCACAAAUGACAGCCUCAGAGUCCGGUUAUUGCAUGCUUAAGCGCUCCAUUGCAGCACGCCAAUAG
Protopolystoma xenopodis is the source of this 228-nucleotide messenger RNA. The record is from the annotation of a GenBank genome assembly. NCBI's taxonomy places the organism in Eukaryota, Metazoa, Platyhelminthes, Monogenea, Polystomatidea, Polystomatidae.